This is a messenger RNA of Anolis sagrei ordinatus, 1330 nucleotides long. It is a transcript of the gene FANCL, whose product is annotated as FA complementation group L. NCBI's taxonomy places the organism in Eukaryota, Metazoa, Chordata, Lepidosauria, Squamata, Anolidae. Gene Ontology annotation, cellular component: Fanconi anaemia nuclear complex; nucleus. Gene Ontology annotation, biological process: protein monoubiquitination; interstrand cross-link repair. Gene Ontology annotation, molecular function: ubiquitin protein ligase activity. The record is from RefSeq and is a predicted model, not a curated record.
GCGCGCCCGCCCGACUCUUAUUCCCUACUUCGUAUUAAGGCGAUGAGUGCGCAUGCGUCAAUUGAUUUCCUUCUCCCUCGCGCUUUGAGAAGGGGGAAGAAAGUUUUUCGUUUCACCGUCUGGAAAAAGUGAAAGGGGCGGGCGGAAAAAUGGCUGCGGCUGGCUUGAGGUCGUCGUUACUCCGCGAAUGCCCGCUUCUUUUGCCUCAGAACCGGGAAGGGAGUGUCUACGAGGGCUUCCUCACCGCCCAGGGCAGAGACUUUCACAUAAGGAUACUGUUACCAUUGGAUCGUGAACUGAAAAAUGCUAAGAUCCAAUGUAGCUGGCAUUUGAAGCAGUUGCUCAAUGGAUAUCAACACAUUCUAAAGCAGAGAUUGCAGCAUUCCUUGGAUCUUGUCAGCUUCAUGGUGGAGUUGAAGACUGUUUUGGAAUUGGCUUUGAAGAAUACUCGGGGACUGCACACAACACCACCUCCACAGUAUUAUUCUGCCCUCAUUGGAGACAUAGAAACAUUAGGAUGGGAUAAAGUCAUGUUUGUGGAUCCUGGUUUUAAUACCUUAAAGUUAAAAGCAGAAGAUUCAUGUGGUCGGGAUCAUCUCAUCACUUUGAAAUUAAAUCCAAAGUACCCCACAGAACCACCAGAUUGUAUUGUGGAUUUACCAGUUCAAUUCUGUGUCUCCUGGAUUCCACAGAGCUCCUUAUUAAGCAUUCACAGUCAGUUCUUGGCAGCGUUAGAAUCGCUAAAGGAGUUUUGGAAUGCUCUAGAUGAAAUUGAUGAGAAGACCUGGGUGCUCGAGCCAGAGAAGCCCACACGGAGCGCCACAACGCGAAGGAUUGCGAUCGGAAAUAAUGUUUCAAUUAAUAUUGAGGUAGAUCCCAGACAUCCAACCAUGAUUCCUGAGUGCUAUUUUCUUGGAGCAGACCAUGUGGUAAAUCCCUUGAAAAUCAAGCUGAACAGCAACAUACACUUAUGGGAUCCAGAAGUCAGUUUAUUACAAAAUUUGAAAGAGAUUUUAGAAAUUGAAUUUCCAUCUCGAGAAGCUCUAGAAAAAUCUGAAUUUUCCAUGGACUGUGGGAUCUGCUAUGCUUAUCGUCUUGAUGGAGCUAUUCCAGACCAAAUCUGCAAUGAUUCCCGCUGUGGCCAGUCUUUCCAUCAAGCUUGUUUAUAUGAGUGGCUGCGUGGGCUCCCGUCUAGUCGGCAAAGUUUUAAUGUCAUAUUUGGUGAAUGUCCCUAUUGCAACAAGCAAAUCACACUGAAAAUGUCUACAAAGAAAAUCUGAAAUGAGAUUUCAACAAAAUCCAUUGCUUAAGAAAUAAACCUAUAUCAGAG